Messenger RNA from Sporisorium graminicola, 1008 nucleotides. RefSeq lists its product as uncharacterized. Lineage: Eukaryota; Fungi; Basidiomycota; Ustilaginomycetes; Ustilaginales; Ustilaginaceae. The transcript is spliced from 2 exons. The record is from RefSeq and is a predicted model, not a curated record. Gene Ontology annotation, biological process: endoplasmic reticulum to Golgi vesicle-mediated transport. Bases 1 to 1008 code for a protein of 335 amino acids. Gene Ontology annotation, cellular component: TRAPPI protein complex; TRAPPIII protein complex; TRAPPII protein complex.
AUGGCGACUACACCGCGCGCAUCACAGCGCUUUUCAGUGCAGACUAACGCGAGUUCGUCCUCUGCUUCUUCACACGUGUAUGCUCAGCAGCCGUCAUCGUCUACGCUAGGGGGAGACGCAGGGUCGGCGGCAUCGUACUCAUUCACGGGUGUGGCAGGGGAUGCGCUCCCCCCGGCGUUUUCUUCACGUCGAACGUCGGCGAGCGUGCUAUCGAGUGCAGCGAGCUCUGCGCACCAGUCGGCGCUGUUUUCGCCCACGACGUCAUCAUAUCGAAAAACUUUCCCCACCUCCGGCUCUACUGCUGGCAACCGCAACCCCUCGACAGCGUCCACAGCACCGAGCAUCGCCGGCCGCAUUGCAUCCUUCACCUCGUACGACGAGCCGUCGACCUCUUACGCCUCGCCUUUAUCCGCGGCAGCGGGACCGGACAUCGUCGAGCGCCCGCGCGACAAGACGCGCACGGCCGAGGUAGCGCUCUCCUCGCUCUCGUUUCUGUUCGGCGAGAUGGUGAGCUACACGCAGAACCGCGUGACGGGCGUGACGGACCUGGAGAAGCGGCUAAGUCUGAUCGGCUACACGAUUGGUCAGCGCGUGCUGGCGAUGACGAUGCACAGGCAGGAGAUGACGAGCAAUCCCAAGAACCCGAAGCGCGAGACGAGGCUGUUGCCGACGCUGCUGUGGAUCCACUCGGGGUUUUGGAAGGCGGCGUUCGGGAGGGCGGCGGACAGUUUGGAGCGGAGCACCGAAGCGGGCAGGUCGGACGAGUAUAUGAUCUCGACCAACGUGCCUACGUUCAGCAAAAGCAUUUGCGUGCCCAACGACAUGUCGCAGCUCUCGGUCGAGGCAAUCACCGCGGGCAUGGUCGAAGCCGCUCUGGACGGGUUAGGGUUCCCUGCCAGAGUGACGGCGCACACGGUGCCGACUGCGCAAUUCCCGAACCGCACCACCAUCCUCAUCAAGCUAGACAAAGCUGUCAUGGACAGAGAGGACGCUUUGGCCUCAACUUGA